Messenger RNA from Paramecium primaurelia, 3208 nucleotides. The record is from the annotation of a GenBank genome assembly. NCBI's taxonomy places the organism in Eukaryota, Ciliophora, Oligohymenophorea, Peniculida, Parameciidae.
AUGUAUAAAAAAGGUUAAUAUAUAUUAUUAUUUUAAGGUAAUACCGUAAUCAAUUAGAAUAAGUUUGAAGAUGCAAAAUAAAUAUACUAAGAUAUAUCCAAAAUUAAUCCAAAUCAUGAUCUAUCAUGCUUAAAAAUAUGUAUUAAAAUGAUUAAAUAAUUUAGCUGAUUUAUUAUAUUAAAAAUUAAGUGUAAGUGAUUAAUAAUCUUAUAAAGAAGCAAAGGAAUAUUAUAACUAAUGCAGUUCAAUAAAUUAAAAUAAUUCAUGUGCAUACUUUGGAAGAGGUUUAAUUAUUUAAUAUUUGAUUAGGUGAAUGUCUAAAAGUGACUAAUAAGUUUGAUGAAACAUAAUAACAUUUUAUCCAAGCUAUUGAAAUUAAUUCAUCUAAUCUUUAAAAUUAUUUUGCUUAUGGUAAAAUAUUUUUAUAACUAUAUUAUUUAGGAAAUUGCUUAAGAAUUUAAAAAAAAUAUCAGGAGGCCAUAAAUGUUUAUGAUUAAUGUUUAAUAAUAGAUGCUAAUCAUGCCGAUGCAUUUGCAGCAAAAGGUUUCAAAAGUAUUAAAUUUUUUUUAGGAAUAUGUCUAAUCUUGAUAGAUCAGAUAGACGAGGCUUUACAUAAUAUUUAAUAAUCAAUAACUUUAAAAAACGAUUCUUAUUUAGGAUUACAUGGACUUGGUACCGUUUGGAAUAAACUUUAGGGUUAUAUUUAUACACAAUUGGGGAUUACUUAAAUGCAUUAGAGCACUUUGAUAAAGCUUUGGCUAUCAAUCCAUUAUCUGUAGAUACGUUACAUUACAAAGGUAAAUUUAAUUGAUAAUUUAAGGUUAAUGCUUAUAUUAGAUAGAUCAAUUUGAAUAGGCUAUUUAAUAGUAUGACAAAGUAUUGGCCAUCAAUCCAUAAUUUUUGGAUACUUUACAAUAUAAAGGUACAUUUAAUUUAAAUAUUUUAAGGUGCAUGCUUAAGAGAAAUGGGUGAAUAUGAAUAGGCUAUUGAAUGGUAUGAUAAAUCAUUGAUCAUUAAUCCACAACAUUUCUUAUCUUUACAUGACAAAGGUAAAAGUAAUUUAAAUAUUUUAAGGCGCAUGCUUAUAUUAUAUGGGUCAAUAUGAAUAGGCUAUUGAGUGGUGUGACAAAGCAUUGGCCAUCAAUCCACAAUUCAUAGAUACCUUACAAUUCAAAGGUAAAUAUAAUUGAAAAAAUUAAGGUUAAUGCUUAUAUUGGAUGGAUCAAUUUGAAUAGGCUAUUUAAUGGUAUGACAAAGCAUUGACUAUCAAUCCACAAUAUUUUUUAUCUUUACAUGGCAAAGGUAAAUUUAAUUUGAAUAUUUAAAGGUUCAUGCUUAAGAGAAAUGGGAAAAUUUGAAUAGGCUAUUGAAUAGUAUGACAAAGCAUUGGCAGUCGAUUCUUAAUCUGAAAUUUGUCUACAUGACAAAGGUAAUAUGUAAUUAUACAAUUUAAAGGUGCCUGCUUAUAUUCAAUGGGCAAAUNGUUAAUAUAUAUUAUUAUUUUAAGGUAAUACCGUAAUCAAUUAGAAUAAGUUUGAAGAUGCAAAAUAAAUAUACUAAGAUAUAUCCAAAAUUAAUCCAAAUCAUGAUCUAUCAUGCUUAAAAAUAUGUAUUAAAAUGAUUAAAUAAUUUAGCUGAUUUAUUAUAUUAAAAAUUAAGUGUAAGUGAUUAAUAAUCUUAUAAAGAAGCAAAGGAAUAUUAUAACUAAUGCAGUUCAAUAAAUUAAAAUAAUUCAUGUGCAUACUUUGGAAGAGGUUUAAUUAUUUAAUAUUUGAUUAGGUGAAUGUCUAAAAGUGACUAAUAAGUUUGAUGAAACAUAAUAACAUUUUAUCCAAGCUAUUGAAAUUAAUUCAUCUAAUCUUUAAAAUUAUUUUGCUUAUGGUAAAAUAUUUUUAUAACUAUAUUAUUUAGGAAAUUGCUUAAGAAUUUAAAAAAAAUAUCAGGAGGCCAUAAAUGUUUAUGAUUAAUGUUUAAUAAUAGAUGCUAAUCAUGCCGAUGCAUUUGCAGCAAAAGGUUUCAAAAGUAUUAAAUUUUUUUUAGGAAUAUGUCUAAUCUUGAUAGAUCAGAUAGACGAGGCUUUACAUAAUAUUUAAUAAUCAAUAACUUUAAAAAACGAUUCUUAUUUAGGAUUACAUGGACUUGGUACCGUUUGGAAUAAACUUUAGGGUUAUAUUUAUACACAAUUGGGGAUUACUUAAAUGCAUUAGAGCACUUUGAUAAAGCUUUGGCUAUCAAUCCAUUAUCUGUAGAUACGUUACAUUACAAAGGUAAAUUUAAUUGAUAAUUUAAGGUUAAUGCUUAUAUUAGAUAGAUCAAUUUGAAUAGGCUAUUUAAUAGUAUGACAAAGUAUUGGCCAUCAAUCCAUAAUUUUUGGAUACUUUACAAUAUAAAGGUACAUUUAAUUUAAAUAUUUUAAGGUGCAUGCUUAAGAGAAAUGGGUGAAUAUGAAUAGGCUAUUGAAUGGUAUGAUAAAUCAUUGAUCAUUAAUCCACAACAUUUCUUAUCUUUACAUGACAAAGGUAAAAGUAAUUUAAAUAUUUUAAGGCGCAUGCUUAUAUUAUAUGGGUCAAUAUGAAUAGGCUAUUGAGUGGUGUGACAAAGCAUUGGCCAUCAAUCCACAAUUCAUAGAUACCUUACAAUUCAAAGGUAAAUAUAAUUGAAAAAAUUAAGGUUAAUGCUUAUAUUGGAUGGAUCAAUUUGAAUAGGCUAUUUAAUGGUAUGACAAAGCAUUGACUAUCAAUCCACAAUAUUUUUUAUCUUUACAUGGCAAAGGUAAAUUUAAUUUGAAUAUUUAAAGGUUCAUGCUUAAGAGAAAUGGGAAAAUUUGAAUAGGCUAUUGAAUAGUAUGACAAAGCAUUGGCAGUCGAUUCUUAAUCUGAAAUUUGUCUACAUGACAAAGGUAAUAUGUAAUUAUACAAUUUAAAGGUGCCUGCUUAUAUUCAAUGGGCAAAUAUGAAGAGGCUAUAUAAUUGUAUGACAAAGCAUUGGCCAUCAAUCCAUAAUCUGAAAUUUGCUUUCAUAACAAAGGUAAAUAUAAUUGAAAUAUUUUAAGGUGCAUGUUUAAAAGAAAUGGGUCAAUAUUAAUAGGCCAUUUAAUGGUAUGAAAAAGCACUGGCUAUCAAUUCAUAAUCUGUUGAUACCUUAAAAUAAAAAGGUAAAUUCAAAUAAAUAUUCUAUAGAAUAUUGCCUAUAAAAUCUUAAUCACUGA